Messenger RNA from Kockovaella imperatae, 2497 nucleotides. Its product is annotated as P-loop containing nucleoside triphosphate hydrolase protein. The transcript has 13 exons. Gene Ontology annotation, molecular function: ATP hydrolysis activity; ATP binding. The record is from RefSeq and is a predicted model, not a curated record. Lineage: Eukaryota; Fungi; Basidiomycota; Tremellomycetes; Tremellales; Cuniculitremaceae. The coding region runs from base 154 to 2373 and encodes 739 amino acids.
GAAGACGCCCGUGACGUCUAAUCAUCGUCCAGCUUGAAUUCUCGGAUCCGAAAGAAAUAUGGCUAGACCACGAAAUACCCAAAUUCGCUUCUCAUUUGUCACUCUGACUGUUCUUGCACUCUUGCUUUGGACCAUAAGGAGGUAGCAAACAUCAUGGCACAGGUCGCGACGGACAUCCGCCGGACAUUCCCCCGAACCGACGAUGUGGUCGUUUCCUACAUCGCCGGACUAGUCGAUGAUGAAGAUGAAGAAGUGGAGGACAUUCUCGAUAUGACUAGAGGUAUGCUGCAAGGUGGGCCUUCGACCUCAGACUCGAAAGCUCUGGAGUCAUUUAUGGCCCGCCUGGUGACCUACCUCGAAUCGCAAUCACAUAAAAGAGUUCGUAAAUCCACUGCGGUUGCCCGUUUGGACAAAGCCAUCGAAAUGAGGACUCAGAAAAUGUCUGCGACAAUCGCUAUGACGGGUGCUGUCGAUCUCGAGUCCAAUACAAAAGGUCAAGCUUCCCGAGUGGAUCUGGCGAAAUUGGCCAAAGCCGAAGCCAAACUCAAGGCUAAGAUUGAGAAACGAUCCAAGCGGGACCUGUAUCAAGGCUCAAAGCUCAUCGACAUGCAGAAGAAACAACAGACCUACGAGGAAAUGUUUAUGAAGGUCAACCCGCUCGACUUGACAGGCGCUGCCAAGGGAAAAUCGAAGGAUAUUCAGCUGUCAAAUAUCGAUGUGUCAUUUGCGUCGAACAAAAUUUUGUCUGGAGCGAACCUCACCAUGGCUUACGGCAGACGUUACGGAUUGAUCGGACGAAACGGUGUUGGAAAAUCGACUCUCCUAAGGCACAUGGCACUAAGAGAGGUUCCGAUCCCGACGCAUAUUUCGGUACUGUAUGUCGAGCAAGAAAUCGUUGGAGACGAUACCUCUGCACUCGACUCUGUGCUUCAAGCCGAUGUCUGGCGACACAAAUUGACGCAAGAAGAGGCUGAGCUCAACGCACAACUCGAAGCCUUGGAGAAAAGACCAGUCAUGCAACCCAAUGGCGACGGUGCAGAUGCUGUUGAAGCAGCUGCAGCAGAUACCAAAACCAAGGACGCAGAAAAGGAUGAGCUGUCUCUCCGGCUCGGCGAAGUGCAGAAGAAGCUUGUGGAUAUCGAAGCUGAGACUGGUCCUGCUCGAGCUGGAUUACUGUUGGCUGGUCUAGGGUUCUCGGAUGCCGACCAGAAGCUUCCGACGAGGAGCUUCAGUGGUGGUUGGAGAAUGCGAUUGGCACUUGCGAGAGCCUUGUUUGUCAAGCCUGACCUGCUCAUGUUGGAUGAGCCGUCCAACAUGUUGGAUCUCAAUGCUAUUGCAUGGCUUGAAGACUAUCUCCAGACCUGGCCAAGUACACUGCUCGUCGUGUCUCACGAUCGAGCUUUCCUCGAUCACGUCGCUACCGAUAUCAUUCAUCAACACUCGCAACGACUCGAUUACUUCAAGGGCAACUUUACUCAGUUUUACGCAACCAAAACGGAGCGAGCGAAGAACCAACGGAAGGAGUAUGAAUCCCAGAUGCAGUAUCGUCAACAUCUUCAGGCGUAUAUUGAUCGAUGGAGGUACAAUGCCAACCGAGCUCCCCAAGCUCAGUCCCGUAUCAAGAUUCUUGAAAAACUUCCAGUUCUUGAGCCACCGGAGGAGGAUGACUCAGAAAGCUUCAAGUUCCCUGACCCUGAGAAGCUUUCACCGCCACUGCUGCAAUUGGACGAAGCGACUUUCGGAUACACCAAGGAGAAGAUUAUUCUCCGCAACGUCAAUAUCGAUAUCAAUUUGGAUUCUCGGAUAGCCAUUAUCGGACCGAACGGAGCUGGAAAAUCGACUCUCAUCAAGUUGCUCAUUGGAUCUGUUCAGCCUUUGAACGGAACGGCGAAUCACAACAAUCGAUGUCGUAUCGCCUACUUUACCCAGCAUCACAUUGAUCAAUUGGAUCUCAACGCCACGCCAGUCGGAUUCUUGCAAAAUCGAUUCCCUGGUAAAGUUGAGCAGGAGUAUAGAUCUCACCUCGGUUCAUUCGGAAUCACUGGUUUGACGGGUCUCCAAAAGAUUGGAACGUUAUCUGGAGGUCAGAAGAGUAGAGUGGCCUUUGCCGUUCUCAGUAUGCUUAGACCUCACAUCUUGUUGUUAGAUGAGCCAUCCAAUCAUUUGGAUAUUGAGGGGAUGGAUGCGCUUAUCGAAGCCAUCAAAGUAUACAAGGGAGGUGUCAUCAGUAUCAGUCACGACGAGCGAUUCAUCACCAAUACCUCGAAUCAGCUCUGGGUAUGUGCCGAGGGCAAAGUCACCAAGUACAUGGGCGACGUGACAAGCUACAAAGAACUUAUACUGGACAAUAUCAGGGCCAAGACUCGACCUUGAUCAGACGACAAUGCGGCUUGCCCGCCCAGGUACAAGCUUGACGCUGAGAAAAUGGCGCUCAAAUCGUAGGGAAUCCGAUGGGGUUUACGGGCUAUUAAAAUCAUGCAUGUUCAUUCCUUUCCAA